Messenger RNA from Olea europaea var. sylvestris, 2243 nucleotides. RefSeq names its product guanylate-binding protein 3-like. The record is from RefSeq and is a predicted model, not a curated record. The transcript is spliced from 12 exons. Gene Ontology annotation, molecular function: GTP binding; GTPase activity. The annotation marks the transcript as partial. NCBI's taxonomy places the organism in Eukaryota, Viridiplantae, Streptophyta, Magnoliopsida, Lamiales, Oleaceae.
UCUCUGACAGACCUUUUGUUUUCAUUCAUUUCCCUCUCCAGCAUUUAAAAAAAAAUCCUCUCUCUAACAGGGCACUUCGCACCACUGGCUUCUCUGUCGAUUUCUCCUGAUAGAUAUACUCGAUUCGCACUACAAAUAUGAUGAAGUUUUUUAGCAGAGGUGAUUCGCCGCAGACGCCGACGCCGUCGAUUUCUCCGUCUCCGCAAACUCCAGUUUCAGCGGCGACUAGUAUGACUACCGGGCCAGCGAGGCCGAUUCGCCUCGUAUACUGUGAUGAAAAAGGGCGGUUUCAAUUGGAUCCGGAGGCGGUCGCGGUGCUUCAGCUCGUCAAGGAACCCGUUGGUGUAGUUUCCGUCUGCGGCCGUGCUCGCCAAGGCAAGAGCUUCAUAUUAAAUCAGCUUCUUGGCCGGAAUAGUGGAUUUCAAGUGGCGUCAACACAUCGUCCAUGUACUAAAGGUCUUUGGUUGUGGAGUGCACCUCUCAGAAGAACUGCACUUGAUGGAACAGAAUACAAUCUUUUACUCUUAGACACAGAAGGAAUUGAUGCUUAUGACCAAACUGGAACAUAUAGCAUGCAAAUUUUCUCUUUGGCAGUCCUCUUAUCAAGCAUGUUCAUCUACAAUCAGAUGGGUGGUAUUGAUGAGGCUGCACUGGAUCGCCUCUCUCUUGUAACUGAAAUGACUAAGCACAUUCGUGUCAGAGCCUCUGGUGGAAGGAGUACAGCUUCAGAACUUGGGCAAUUCUCUCCCAUUUUUGUGUGGCUUCUAAGGGAUUUUUAUUUGGACUUGGUUGAAGAUAAUCGCAAGAUCACCCCGCGUGACUACCUAGAGCUUGCUCUGAGGCCAAUUCAAGGUGGCGGAAAGGAUGUAGCUUCCAAGAAUGAGAUUCGAGAGUCCAUUCGAGCUCUUUUCCCAGAUAGAGAGUGCUUCCCGCUAGUUCGGCCCCUGAGCAAUGAAAACGAUCUCCAGCGACUCGAUCAGAUUCCAUUGGACAAAUUAAGGCCCGAGUUUAGAUCCGGCUUAGAUGCUUUAACAAGAUUUGUUUUUGAGAGGACAAGACCCAAGCAAGUAGGGUCAACAGUGAUGACAGGGCCCAUUUUUGCCCGUAUUAUUCAGUCAUUCCUAGAUGCCAUUAAUAAUGGUGCUGUGCCCUCAAUAACCUCUUCCUGGCAGAGUGUUGAAGAAGCUGAGUGUCACAGAGCAUAUGAAUUGGCCACCGAAGUCUACAUGUCUGCAUUUGACCGUUCCAAACCUCCAGAGGAAGCUGCACUGAGAGAGUCGCAUGAAAUUGCGGUUCAGAAGUCAGUGGCUACAUUUAAUGCUACUGCUGUAGGGACUGGGUCAAUUAGGCAAAAGUAUGAACAGCGUUUCCAGCAUUUCUUAAAGAAGGCAUUUGAGGAUAUCAAGAAGGAUGCUUUCAGAGAGGCUUAUAUGCAAUGUUCCAACACUAUACUUAACAUGGAAAAGGAGCUGAGAUCAGCUUGUCAAGCUCCUGGUGCAAAAGUAGAUAGUGUUUUCAAGAUUCUUGAUGAGCUUUUGUCGAAAUAUGAAGCCACUUGUCAUGGACCGGAAAAGUGGCGGAAAGUAGUCACAUUUUUACAACAAAGCUUGGAAGGUUCACUUCUUGACCUCAUCAAGAAACAAAUAGAUCAGAUUGGAACAGAAAAGAGUUCUCUGGCUUUAAAAUGCCGUUCCAUUGAAGACAAAAUGACUUUGCUUAACAAACAACUAGAAGCAAGUGAGAAUUACAAGUCGGAAUAUUUGAAUCGCUAUGAAGAUGCUAUCAAGGACAAGAAGAAGCUUGCAGACGAUUAUAUGAGCCGUAUAACCAAUUUGCAGAGCAAAUGUAGUUCUUUGGAAGAAAGAUGCUCAAGCGUAUCAAAGACACUUGAUACAGCGAGGCAAGAAUCUCUUGAUUGGAAAAGGAAAUUUGAGCAGCUUUCAUCAAAGCAGAGGGCUAAGGAAGAGCAGGAUAGUGCAGAAAUAACAAUGCUCAGGUCCAAAAGUUCUGCUGCUGAAGCAAGGUUAGCUGCAGCUAAGGAGAAAGCUCACUCAGCUCAAGAGGAGGCAGAGGAGUGGAAACGGAAAUAUGAUGUUGCUGUUAGAGAAGCAAAAAAUGCUCUUGAGAAAGCUGCACAUGUUCAAGACCGUGCAAACAGUCAAGCACAAGUAAGAGAAUCUGCUCUAAGGGCUGAAUUCUCCAGUGCUCUUGCAGAAAAGGUGAAAUCUCUCUCUCUCUCUCUC